AUGCCGCCAUCACAGUUGAAACGACUGAAGACGUCGUUGAGAGAGCAGGGCGUGACUGGUCCACAGAAGUCGAAAAAGCAAAAGCAGCAGGAUAGAGCAGGACGCACCAACGACAGCAGAGUGCAGCGCAAUGCCGCCCUUCAGCAGAUUCGCGACAGCUUCAAUCCUUUCGAGAUCAAGGCCAACAACCGUCCCGCCAAGUUUCAGUCCUUCACUGCUCAUCCCAAGAAAGAUGCCGUUCUUAGACCUGGUGUCACCAGGAGCAUGGGCGAGGAAGCUCGUCGUGCUACCCUGCUGCCCGAAAUCCAGCGCCGCAACAAGACUGGUGGAAUCAUCGACAGACGUAUAGGCGAGAACGACCCGACCAUGACCCCCGAAGAGCGCGCUCUACAACGUUUCGCCCAGGAGAAGAUGCGCAAGAAGGGCGGCGCUUCUCUGUUCGAUCUGGAAGCCGAUGACGACUUUGCAGAGGAUGCUCUUACUCACGGCGGACAAGCACUCGACCUCGACAGAGACGACUUUGACAUGGAAGGUCUUGAAGGCUCCGACGACGAAUCAGACCGCGGAUUGAAACGCCGACGAUCCUCCGCUGGAGAAGAAGACGAAGACGAGGAAAUGUCAGAUGUCGAAGGGCAGGACCCCGACAAGCCGGCGCGCAAGAAGUCAAAGGCAGAAGUCAUGAAAGAGGUCAUCGCAAAGUCAAAGAUGCACAAGUACGAGAGACAAAAGAACAAGGAGGACGAUGAUGAUCUGCGUGAAGAGCUGGACCAAGGACUACAAGAAAUGCUUAAUCUGCUCAGAGGCGUCAAGCCCCCACCCAAGGCUGAGAAGGCUGAAAUGGAUGCUGGCAUGAACCCUGAACGUUUGGCCAUGCUCCAGAGCAAGUCGCGCGAGGAGACAGAAAGAGAAUACGACGUCAGACUCCGACAAAUGGCCAUGGACAAGAGAGCUGCUCCCACCACACGCACAAAGACAGAGGAGGAGCAGGCCAUCGAAGAAGCUUACCGAUUGAAGGAGAUGGAGCAAUCGCGUCUCCGCCGUAUGCAAGGCGAGGAGUCCGAAGAGGAGGAGGUCGAGGAAAAGACACCCAAGGACAACAAGAAAAAGAAGGAAGGUGUAGAAGUCCACCCUGAAGAUGAGGACAACAUGAGAGACGAUGCCGCCGACUUUGGUCUACCUACUCAGCAAUAUGACAACAAGAAAGAGGCAGUUGUGCAUGAUGACGAAGAUGAGUUUUUGAUGGAGGAUGAUCUGAUUGCCAGCGAGUCCGACGUUGAUGUCAGUGACGAGAGCGAAGACGAGGAGGAUUCAGAUGCUGAGGAAGGAGCUGCCGCUGCUGCUGAUGAAGAGGACGAGGAAGAUGAGUUCGUCCGAGGUAUUCUCGGUGACAAGGACGAGAAGAGCGAGAAGAAGGCAGCUGCACCAGCCGCUACUUCUGGACUUGCAUACACUUACGAAUGCCCUCGUUCUCACGAAGAAAUGUUGGCCAUCUUCAACAAGAUGGCCGUCGAGAACAUUCCAGUUGCCGUCCAGCGUAUUCGUGCCCUCUACCAUCCUUCGCUUCUGGCAGAGAACAAACAGAAGCUCGCCGACUUCUCUACCGCUCUCGUCGACCACAUCUCAUACAUGGCCAAGGAGAAGCAAUCAUUAGUCGUCAUUGAGACUCUCAUCCGUCACUUGCAUUCCUUGUCAAGGACGUAUCCUGGUACCAUUGGCAAGGCUUUCCGCACACACAUGUCUGCCAUGCACGAGAGUGGUACUUUCAACGCUGGUGAUCUGGUCAUCUUGACUGCAGUUAGCUCCAUCUACCCUACUUCGGACCACUUCCAUCAGGUCGUCACACCAGCCAUCACCUUGAUGGGUCGCUGGCUGGAGAUGACUCCUCCGACAACAUCCAACCUGGCAACUGGUGCAUUCAUCGUCGCUCUCUGCAUCAAGUACCAAUCACUGUCGAAGCGUUACAUCCCCGAGGCCGUUCGCUACACCGUCAAGGCCCUGCAACUCCGCCCUCAAUCCAGCGAGAAGGAGCUACAACCACAUGUUAACAACCUCCUUGCCAUGGCCGACCUCUGGAGCGCAAAGACCGCCUUUGGCCAAAUCUUCUCUCCCGCCGCCCUCACAUCCCUCCAAGCCCUCAAGGGACAAAAGAAGUCCUCUCAACAUCUCUCCAUCAUGCUGUCCCAAGCCCGCCUCCGCCGCCGCCCUCUCGAACUUCACCAUCACCGCCCCCUCCCCAUCCGCACCUCCAUCCCCAAGUUCGAAGAGAACUUCAACCCAGACAAACACUACGACCCGGACCGCGAACGCGCCGAUGCCGCCAAGCUCAAGAAAGAGUACAAGCGCGAGCGCAAGGGAGCCGUCCGCGAACUGCGCAAGGAUGCAAACUUCAUCGCACGCGAACAAUUGCGGGACAAAAAGGAGAGAGAUGCAGAGUACGAGAAGAAGUACAAGAGACUUGUGGCCGAGAUUCAAGGAGAAGAAGGUCACGAGGCAAAGGAGUACGAGAGGGAGAAGAGGAUGCGCAAGAGCAAGAGGUAG
Molecule: messenger RNA, 2538 nt
Organism: Aureobasidium pullulans EXF-150
Lineage: Eukaryota; Fungi; Ascomycota; Dothideomycetes; Dothideales; Saccotheciaceae
Product: Nop14-like protein
Exons: 2
Coding region: 1-2538 (845 amino acids)
Biological process (GO): maturation of SSU-rRNA
Cellular component (GO): Noc4p-Nop14p complex; nucleolus; small-subunit processome
Source: RefSeq, a predicted model, not a curated record